CGCCGGGAAGAUGCAGCUGCCCCUCCGCGCCGGGCUCUCCUCCUCAGCCCCAAGGUGCAUUCUUUGGGUGGUGUGAACUAUGGCCCAGUUCUAUUACAAGAGAAGCAUCAAUGCCCCUUCCAGAGAUCGCAUCCCUCUCCGCAUCGUGCGAGCCGAGUCUGAACUGUCGCCUGCUGAGAAAGCCUAUUUGAACGCUGUGGAGAAAGGCGACUAUGCCGGCGUGAAGCAUGCCCUGGAGGAAGCCGAAAUCUACUUCAAGAUCAAUAUCAAUUGCAUCGAUCCCCUGGGAAGGACGGCCCUCCUCAUCGCCAUCGAAAAUGAGAACCUGGAGCUGAUUGAGCUGCUGCUGAGCUUCAACGUGUACUUGGGGGACGCCCUGCUUCACGCCAUCCGGAAGGAGGUGGUGGGGGCCGUCGAGCUGCUCCUCAACCACAAGAGGCCCAGUGGGGAGAAGCAGGUGCCUCCCAUACUUCUGGAUAAACAGUUCUCGGAAUUUACCCCAGACAUUACGCCCAUUAUUCUGGCUGCCCACACCAACAAUUACGAGAUCAUCAAACUUUUAGUCCAGAAAGGCGUUUCGGUGCCCAGGCCUCACGAAGUCCGCUGUAACUGCGUGGAGUGCGUCUCUAGCUCAGACGUGGACAGCCUGCGCCAUUCCCGAUCCAGGCUAAAUAUCUACCAGGCUCUUUCCAGUCCUUCUUUGAUUGCUCUGUCCAGCGAGGACCCUUUUCUCACAGCUUUCCAGCUGAGUUGGGAACUUAAGGAACUGAGCAAAGUGGAAAAUGAGUUCAAAUCCGAAUACGAGGAGCUGUCACAACUGUGCAAGCAGUUUGCAAAGGACCUUUUGGAUCAGACACGCAGUUCCAGGGAGCUGGAAAUUAUUCUUAACUACCGAGAUGAUAACAGUAUAAUAGAAGAGCAGAAUGGGAAUGAUCUAGCAAGGCUGAAACUGGCAAUUAAGUACCGUCAGAAAGAGUUUGUUGCGCAGCCCAACUGCCAGCAGCUCCUCGCCUCUCGCUGGUACGAUGAGUUCCCCGGCUGGAGGAGGCGCCACUGGGCCGUGAAGAUGUUGACCUGCGUCAUCAUCGGUUUCCUCUUCCCCGUCUUCUCCGUCUGCUACUUGAUAGCCCCCAAGAGCCCACUGGGGCUGUUCAUCAAGAAGCCUUUCAUCAAAUUCAUCUGCCACACGGCGUCCUACUUGACGUUCUUGUUCUUCCUGCUGCUUGCCUCUCAGCACAUUGACAGAUCUGAUCUGAACAUGCAAGGGCCUCCGCCAACCAUCGUCGAGUGGAUGAUAUUACCGUGGGUCUUGGGAUUUAUCUGGGGUGAAAUUAAACAAAUGUGGGAUGGCGGACUGCAGGAUUACAUUCACGACUGGUGGAACCUGAUGGAUUUUGUAAUGAACUCCUUAUACCUGGCAACCAUUUCGUUGAAAAUAGUUGCCUAUUCAAAGUACAGCGGGCUGCUGCCACGAGAGAGCUGGGACAUGUGGCACCCCACUCUGGUGGCCGAGGCCCUCUUUGCCAUUGCCAACAUCUUCAGCUCUCUGCGCCUGAUCUCCUUGUUCACGGCAAAUUCUCACCUGGGACCACUGCAGAUUUCGCUGGGAAGGAUGUUACUGGACAUUUUGAAAUUUCUGUUCAUCUAUUGUCUUGUGCUGCUGGCUUUUGCCAAUGGGCUGAAUCAGCUGUAUUUCUACUAUGAAACAAAUGAAGCCAAUAAUUGCAAAGGGAUACGGUGCGAAAAGCAAAACAAUGCCUUUUCAACAUUAUUUGAAACUCUCCAGUCACUGUUUUGGUCUGUCUUUGGACUCAUCAACCUGUACGUAACCAAUGUGAAAGCCAGGCACGAGUUCACCGAGUUUGUCGGGGCCACCAUGUUUGGCACUUACAACGUCAUCUCACUGGUUGUCCUCCUCAACAUGCUGAUAGCUAUGAUGAACAACUCCUACCAACUCAUUGCGGAUCACGCAGACAUUGAAUGGAAGUUUGCUCGGACAAAGCUGUGGAUGAGUUACUUUGAAGAAGGAGGGACUCUUCCUACUCCCUUCAACGUGAUCCCAAGUCCAAAAUCUAUCUGGUACUUGAUCACAUGGCUGUGGAGACGAGUGUGUGGGAAAAAAAUCCGAAAGAAACCAGAGAGUUUUGGAACUAUUGGGAGGCGUGCGGCUGAUAAUUUGAGGAGGCACCAUCAAUAUCAGGAGGUCAUGAAAAAUCUGGUGAAGAGAUACGUGGCAGCAAUGAUAAGGGAUGCUAAAACAGAAGAGGGGCUGACGGAGGAGAAUUUUAAGGAACUAAAGCAAGAUAUUUCCAGUUUUCGCUUUGAAGUCCUCGGUUUGUUAAAGGGAAACAAGCUGCCCAAUGCGCAGUCCUCGAAAACAGGCCAAGAUGACGACUCUUUACCAGAGGCUGAGGAAAGAGAAGAGACUGAAGGGCAGGACAAACCGAAGCGGAGAAACCUGAGCCUGUUUGACAUCACAACCAUGAUUCACCCGAGGGCCGCGGCACGAGCCUCCGAAGCACACCUCCUGAGCAAUGGGUCGGCCCUGAUGGCCCCAGAGUCCUCCAAGGACAAGCAAAAGAAGGUGAACUUUGUAGCUGAUGUGAAGAAGUUUGGGUUCUUUCACAAACAAUCCAAAAACGUCUCUCCCGAGCAAAGUGCCAACCAGAUCUACUCCAUUUCCGAAGAAGUCGCCCGUCAACAAGUGGAAGAGCAACUGGAGGAAGCUGAGGAGGUGGAGGAGGAAGAGCUGGUGGUGAACUGCGAACUGAACAUCCACAGUCCUGGUGACAGGCAUGUAGCUGCCCCCAAGAAGCAAGCCAAAAUCAAGACUUUGGCUUCGGAGGCAGAUGCGUCAGCUUCCUCCACCGACCCAAAGAAUAGUACGAGGCAGGAUUCUGAGCUGCUCACGCCAAAGGAUUUGCUGGACAAGGAGUUGGACUUGGGUAGGGACUCUGCUGGGAAACAAGAGACCGUUGUGCAGGACAACUAUAUCACAACGAGGUUGUGAUGGGUGCUGGUAGAGAGGCCAACAGCAAGAGGUUGCAGAAUGCUCUGUUUGGGGAGCUUGAGCACGUUAGCUCCGAAAAUGCAGGAAGAGCCUGCCCUGUAAUUCCACGGAGGGAAGGCAAGAGAAGACCCCUACUGUUUUGUAACCUGCUUUGCAUUCACAAUUUCUUUGACCUUUUUUAAUUCAAUGGAAGCAUCUUGUAUUCUUGUACUGUUGCAAUAAUCCCAAUGGAAACUUUUUAGCUCUUUUUUUUUUUGAAUUUGAAAGAAAUGCAAUUUUUUCUCUUGUGAUAGUUUAAUGCCUCUGGUAAAUCUUUUUCUAUGCAAACAAACACAGCUUGACAAAGGUGUCAGAGCCUUUGAAGAACCUUUUUUCUAGAGCCCUAAAAAUGAGGGUGGGCGGGAGGAUUAUAAGCAUUUUCUGUCAAAAAGGAUUUUUAACUAGCUAGAAUUUUAUUACUAUAAAUAAAAUUCAAAAGAAAUGGUGAUCUAAUUUAUUGGGAAUUACUAAUUCCCGUAAUUGACAAGUAAUUUUUGGUUGUUAUGGAGCUGGUUUACCUGAUUAGCUAUGAUCAUUUCCAUCUACUAGAAUGCUGAAAUAGAAUUUGCUGCCUUUCAAGUGCCCAGAUUUGUCUCUAGAGCACGGGAAAUGCAAUUACUCUUAACUGCAAGAGCAACCUUGUGCUCUUGUUUUUUGCCAAAAUGUGGAUAAAUCUGUUCACCCGUGGAAGUUAUUUGCUCGCCUGCUUCCUGCCCACACUCUCCCCAUUAGUCAUUCAUGGCCCAAGAGAGGGAGGGGGGGAGAGAGAGGAACUUAUCCUUUGCAAAACUGCCCUGCCAAUUUUGAUUCUCUGCCAGGUAAGUGAGCAUUUACAAGCCUGAGUCAAUCUUUGCACUUUAUAUAUUGGGUAAGAAUCUCUGUUCGCUUUGCGGUUCCAGGGUCUUUGGUACAUCCUGCAGCACUCUUGAGAAAGACUCCCCUCGGUGUACCGUCACACAAUGACAAUCAUUAGAAAUCUUCAAAAGACAAAGCUGAACAGACCCGUUGACUGGAGGGCCUCCUCUCUGACAGUUUGUACACUAAAUAUGUCGGCUUUCAAAUGUAGAGUACUAUUAAUCUAAGAGUAUUUUCAUAUGUAAUGAGUGUUUUAUUGUCAGCCAAAAAUAAUUUUUUUGAAAUUAAAUCUUGUUCCUUUCUCA
Messenger RNA from Heteronotia binoei (common prickly gecko), 4209 nucleotides. RefSeq names its product transient receptor potential cation channel subfamily C member 4 (gene TRPC4). Bases 80 to 3010 code for a protein of 976 amino acids. Gene Ontology annotation, molecular function: inositol 1,4,5 trisphosphate binding; store-operated calcium channel activity; protein binding. The transcript has 11 exons. Gene Ontology annotation, biological process: calcium ion transmembrane transport; regulation of cytosolic calcium ion concentration; manganese ion transport. Lineage: Eukaryota; Metazoa; Chordata; Lepidosauria; Squamata; Gekkonidae. Gene Ontology annotation, cellular component: cation channel complex; membrane. The record is from RefSeq and is a predicted model, not a curated record.